AGCCAUUUGCCUUCCCGCACGGAAUCCCCUCCCUUUCUCCCUCUCUCUCUCGCUGACGGAACUGUAACUCAGGGAGCUUCCGAUGAUCUCUCCCCGGCAUUCCGUCUUCCUUCUCGUUCCGCUCCUCGCUCUCGCCACCUCCGUCCAUGGCGCCGACCCUCUGUACGACUUCUGCGGGACCACCGGCAACUUCACCGGCAACAGCACCUACGACGCCAACCUCAGCGACGUCCUCGCCUCCGUCGCCUCCUCCUCAAGCGCCACCGCUGGUCAAGGCUUCUACAACCUCUCCGCCGGCCAGAGCCCCGACGCCGUCAACGCCAUCGCCCUCUGCCGAGGCGACGUCGGGGACGCCGAUUGCCGGAGCUGCCUGAACGACUCCGCCGCCGAGAUCGCUCGCCGGUGCCCGGUGCAGAAGGAGGCGAUCAUCGAGUACGACUACUGCAUGCUUCGGUACUCGAAUCGAUCCAUUUUCGGGACCAUGGAGGCCUUGCCUGCCUUCUACAUGUCGAACACCAACGAUGUCACCGGCAAUGUCGAUCAGUUCAAUCAGGUUUUGAGAAAUCUAACAGACGGUUUGCGAGACCGGGCUGCAAAUGGCAAUUCGACGAGGAAAUUUGCUGUCGGUAGCGCGAUGGCUCCAAACUUCAAAACUCUGUUUGGACUUGCGCAGUGCACUCCAGACUUGUCGCAACUACAAUGCGACAGUUGUUUGGUGCAAGCUAUUGGACAAAUUCCUCAGUGUUGUAAUCAGAAAGAAGGGGGGAGGGUUAUUACUCCCAGUUGCAAAAUCGGGUUUGAAGAGUACCCCUUUAUUAAUCCUUCGGGUUAUGAGUCGCCACCGUCACCACCACUGGCACCACAAUCGCCAGUCUCUCCUCCGCCGCCUCCAACGAAUAACCCAUCCACUAAAGGAAAGGGCACCAAGUCCGGUCGUAUUGCCCUCAUUAUCACAAUCCCAGCUGUUGGAUUAUCUCUUUUAAUUGCUGGAAUAUUAUGCAUCUGUUUGAGGUCGAGAAGAUUGAAGAAAAACUUCAAAACUGUACCUGAAGAUGAAAUCAGAACUGCAGAAUCCCUGCAGUACGACUUGAAUACCAUCAGAGCGGCAACAAAUGACUUCUCUGAUGCAAAUAAGUUGGGACAAGGUGGAUUUGGCACAGUUUACAAGGGAACAUUGGCCAAUGGACAAGUUAUAGCUGUAAAAAGGCUGUCUGUAGAUUUGGGACAAGGUGAUCGACAAUUUAAGAACGAGGUCCUCUUGGUUGCACGGCUUCAACACCGGAAUUUGGUUAGGCUCUUAGGCUUUUGCCUGGAGGGGACAGAAAGGCUUCUUAUAUAUGAGUUCGUACCAAACUCAAGCCUGGAUAACUUUAUAUAUGAUCCUGUUAGGCGUAGUCAGCUGGAUUGGGAAAGGCGUCAAAAGAUAAUAGGAGGCAUUGCUCGUGGGCUUCUUUACCUUCAUGAGGAUUCUCAACUUCGAAUCAUUCAUCGGGAUCUUAAAGCGAGCAAUGUUUUGCUUGACGCAGAGAUGACCCCUAAAAUUUCAGAUUUUGGCACAGCAAGGCUAUUCAUGGUGGAUCAAACUCAAGACGCCACAAGCAGGGUUGUCGGCACUUAUGGCUACAUGGCUCCAGAGUAUGCAAUGCAUGGUUUGUUCUCAGUCAAGUCAGAUGUGUUUAGUUUUGGGGUGAUGCUACUAGAGAUUAUUAGUGGUCAAAAACGUAGCCGCUUCUGCAUUGGGGAUACGGUGGAGGACCUUCUUAGCUAUGCAUGGAGGAGUUGGAGGGAAGGGACAGCCUCAAAUCUCAUAGAUCCUAAUUUGACCAGUGGUUCGAGGACCAAAAUGUUGAGGUGCAUUCAUGUUGGAUUGCUGUGUGUUCAAGAAAUUAAGGCUGACAGACCAACCAUGGGUGCGGUGAUCUUGAUGCUCAAUAGUUACUCCACCACCUUGCCCCUACCAUCACGACCUGUGUUCAUUUUGCACAGUAUCCCUGAAUCUGACACAGCUUCGCGAUCUGGAAACAGACAAAACAAAGAAUCAGUGAACGAGGCUUCCAUCACCGAGUUAUAUCCUCGAUGAUCACAGAUUGGAGUCCAAAUUUGUGUGAAUCUUGUGUUCGAUUGUGUUAAAUUCAUGUGUGUUUUCUUUUUUCACCUUGUGCUAGGAGAUGAGAUGCAUGUGAAACUUCCCACGAGUCAACUACAUGGUGAUAUCAUCUAUCUCAAGUUAUGCUCUUACCUUUACACUGUCUGAACCUGGAAGGAGACUGGAUGGAGCGCCAAGGCAAUGUGUUAUAUAACUACAUCAUUUG
Messenger RNA from Rhodamnia argentea, 2312 nucleotides. RefSeq names its product cysteine-rich receptor-like protein kinase 44. NCBI's taxonomy places the organism in Eukaryota, Viridiplantae, Streptophyta, Magnoliopsida, Myrtales, Myrtaceae. The record is from RefSeq and is a predicted model, not a curated record. The coding region runs from base 83 to 2080 and encodes 665 amino acids. Gene Ontology annotation, molecular function: protein kinase activity; ATP binding. The transcript has 8 exons. Gene Ontology annotation, biological process: protein phosphorylation.